Messenger RNA from Hyaena hyaena (striped hyena), 2367 nucleotides. RefSeq names its product family with sequence similarity 72 member A (gene RUMY1). The record is from RefSeq and is a predicted model, not a curated record. The coding region runs from base 843 to 1292 and encodes 149 amino acids. The transcript is spliced from 4 exons. Lineage: Eukaryota; Metazoa; Chordata; Mammalia; Carnivora; Hyaenidae. Gene Ontology annotation, cellular component: cytosol.
GCGGAAGAGGGAGCAAAAAACGACGCGUUCGGUGAUAGAGACCCCAGCGCCGACUGAGCCCCCAAAGCGAGCUCUGCCCCUUCCCAUCAACACCACCGCGCGCUCCGGAGCAGCCGCUCCGGGGGAGACCUAAGGGGACAGCAGGGGGGCACGAGGGAGAGCUGAGGAGCGGGGACCACGAGAAGCGGCGCGAGAGCCAGCCUGCACGCUGAGGGCUGGGGGCGGCCAGGACCGAAGUGAAGCGGGGACUCACCAGCGAGCGGAGCGCAGGAGGGUCCUGGGAGGACUGAGGAGAACCGGGGUUUGUCCGGGUGGGAAAGGAAAGCUGAGGGGAUUUCUGGAUCCUGGGAAGAGGAGAAAGAUUUCCAAAGAGGAGGCGUGGGUCGGGACCCUUGGCCGGUGAUCAGAGGGCGAGGAAUUGAAGCGCUCCGAGGGAGGGGCUUAGGAGAGGCGCUUUUACGGAAGGACACAGCCGGAGAAAGCUUGGGAAUUGCUACAGGGGCGGGGGCUGAAGAGGAGAGGAGCCUUUUAGACGCGAGACUGGGGAGCCUGUAGAGAGGUACCCCAGGCCCUUUGCAGCUCGCCCCACCUCAAACCCCACUGCCUCCCCCGAAAGUUAAAAGGAAAGCCACCUUUGCUGCUUCGCCCUGUUCCGACUCAAUAAAUAUUACUUUCACCCUCCCACGGGAAACCAGGAAAGAACUCAUUUCCUUCCCAGUUUCAGGGCUUAGAAAAGGUCGAGGGCUCGCAAUUUGAUUUCUGGCCUGGGGGAAUCAAACAAGGAAAGGUACUGCUCGUGCUUCCUUUUUCAAAACCCCGCACCGCAUCCUUUCCGGGACGCCAUGUCUACCAGCAGUUGUAGUUUCGAGGACCGGUGCGUGUCCAUCCUGUGUUGCAAAUUCUGUAAACAAGUGCUCAGCUCGAGGGGAAUGAAGGCUGUUUUGCUGGCUGAUACUGAAAUAGACCUUUUCUCUACAGACAUCCCUCCUACCAAUGCAGUGGACUUCAUUGGAAGAUGCUAUUUCACUGAAAUCUGCAAGUGUAAACUGAAAGACAUCGCAUGUUUAAAAUGUGGGAACAUUGUAGGCUAUCAUGUGAUUGUUCCCUGUUGUUCCUGCCUUCUUUCCUGCAACAAUGGACACUUCUGGAUGUUUCACAGCCAGGCAGUUUAUGAUAUUAACAGACUAGACGCUACCGGUGUAAAUUUCCUACUUUGGGGCAACUUGCCAGAAGUAGAAGAGAAUACAGAUGAAGACGCAUUAGAUAUCUCAGUAGAAGAGUGGAUUCGAUGAACGGGAUUAUGAUAUGUAUAAUAUUGACUCUUUCCUAUUUAAACCAUAUAUUAAUGGAUUGACUUGAAAAAUAUUAGUGAGGAUUUACUACUGAUUUCUCCUUUUUUGGACAAAAAAAUGAGAAUUUGUUCAUUUAUUUAUUUGCUAUCUCAGAUGAAUUACCUGAGUUUAGUUUGAGCUAUGGUAGUUCUUUUCUUCUAUGGCUUCUCCUUCCUCUUUCUCUCUGCAUCCUUCACCCAGUAUAGAUGUAUUCUUAAAUUCAGAUUGGAGAUUAUUUCAUGUGUCACUCAACUACCUCACAAUCUUGGGGAAUUUUUCUUACAACUAGAUACCAGAUAUCAUUAAUUUUACAUUCUUGAAUAAGGGGCAUUCAUAUACAUACUUGGGUAUAUAUCAACCAAGUAUAAACAUGUGUAUAACCAUACAUGCAUAUGGCAAGCUCAACAGGGAAUUAAAGCUUAACAGGAAUUUUUAAAAAAACCAAGCUGUUAGGUUUCCAUAGGUACUAGUUAUCCUGUGUCAUAUUGGUGAAAAAUCCUUAAAAUGCAGCAAGACUUUGUGAAUCAGCAAAUAGAGUAAAUUAAACUUUAAAAUAUAUGGACAAAUUCUCUUAAUUCCUCAGCAUGAUGUUAGAUAAAUGAACUUUAUCAACAAAAUUAUCAAUAUAUGCUGUUUUCCAAUAUGAUUUAUUUACCUUCUUCUAAAGUGAUACAGUUAUUGUGUUAUGAAAGCAGAUCAACUAAACCUCCAUCUUUAAGUUAUUCUAUUCUCUAGGACUUUUUCUGUAACGAGCAGAUUUUAAAUGAGUAAUCUCACUCCCACCCCUUAAAUAGAAAAAAACUAAAGAAUUGUUUUGCUUAAUCCAUUGUACGUUAUAAAGAGAAUUUUUGUUUUUGUUUUAAGCUGCAUUCAGAGCCACACAGAAAUAGGAAACUGGGAUAGUAUUGGAUUGUGGUUUUAGGUAUAGCUAAAAUCAGUAUAUCGCCUUAGUAAUAUCUCAGCUCUAAACAUUUUGUCAAUAGUGAUACCAAAACACACUGAGUUGUGGUUUUGUAAAUAAAGUUUUAUUGUAAAA